This is a messenger RNA of Apus apus (common swift), 7925 nucleotides long. It is a transcript of the gene ZCCHC14, whose product is annotated as zinc finger CCHC-type containing 14. The transcript has 13 exons. The record is from RefSeq and is a predicted model, not a curated record. Bases 488 to 3742 code for a protein of 1084 amino acids. Gene Ontology annotation, molecular function: zinc ion binding; phosphatidylinositol binding; nucleic acid binding. Lineage: Eukaryota; Metazoa; Chordata; Aves; Apodiformes; Apodidae.
UGUGUGUGUGCGCGCGCGCGCUUUCCCCCUCCGCCUGCUCGCUGCCUUCCAGCCAGGGAUUAUUUCCCGCGGCGGGGCCCAGCGCGGCGGGACGGGCUGGCGCGGGGGAUGGCGGCACCCGGCACCCGGCUGAGGGAAGAGGCCGCCCCGUGAGGGAGGAGGAGGCGGGAGCACAGAGGCCUGCUCGGGGCCCUGCCGGGCGAGGACCCCGCGGCCAGGCCGCGCCUCAGCGCUCGGGCCCGUUUCCCCCGGCACCCUCGGGGGGGGCCCGGCCCGGCCCUGCCCGCCGCCGGGGGCUGCCCCCCGCGCUCCUCGCCGCCGGGGCCCCUCGCCCCGCGGGGGGCGGGCUUGCCGGGGGGGGCGGUAGCGCGGCGGGGGCCGCUCGGGGGGUGCCGGGGCCUUGCGGGCCCCCGCCGGGGCGCUGCCGCCCGCCCCCGCUGCCCUCCCCCGGGUGGGCUCCCUGCGGGCCGGGGGAAGGCGGAGCACCAUGGUGGAGAAGCGGUGCCCGCGGCUGCAGCGGGACGGCGUGUACCGCUGGUUCUCCGAGCUGCCUUCCCCGCAGCGCGUGGAGUUCCUCUGCGGCCUCCUGGACCUCUGCAUCCCGCUGGAGCUGCGCUUCCUGGGCGCCUGCCUGGAGGACCUGGCCCGCAAGGACUACCACUCCCUGCGAGACUGCGAGAUCAAGGCCAACAACCCCGCCGACCUGGGGAGCCUCACCAACCUGACGGACGAGGUGGUGCGCAGCAAACUUUUGGUCUCUCUCGCCCUCCUGGGCUCUGCCCACCGAGAGGCAGCCGGGGUCCUCUUCCGUACCCUCACCCACAUCGAUUCGGUCAUCAACAACUACGGGCUGCAACUCAACGAGGGCCGCACGGGGGAUGAGUUCCUGUUGCUCUUCACGAUGGCAUCCAACCACCCGGCUUUCAGCUUCCACCAGAAACAGGUGUUGAGGCAAGAGCUCACCCAGAUCCAGAAUAUCAUGGCCAGCACCAGCAAGAAUCCCAGCACCUCUACCCUCAACACCAUGGCAACCUAUCCUGGCUGCCAUAAGGUCACUCCAAGGUCCGAGACCCCCAUCAACAGUGUCAGUAACAGUUUGGAAAAUGUACUACAUACAUCAACACAUUCCAUUGAGGAGUCAUUACCCAAGAGGCCUUCGGGGAAGCACUCCAAAGUGAGUGUUGAAAAAGUGGAGUUAAAAGGACUGGCACACAAGAAGAAUGAAAGAAAUGUUGAAUAUUCCUUUGAGGUCCUGUGGUCGGAUUCUUCAGUGACGUUGGUAACCAAAUCCUCCACUGAAGUGACUGAAUUUAUUUCAAAGCUUUCCCAGCUGUAUCCAGAAGAAAACAUGGAGAAAUUCAUUCCUUGCCUAGCUGGUCCAGAUUCAUUUUACCUCGAACGGAACCACAUGGAUCUGGAAUCAGACCUUAGGUAUUUGGCACCAUUGCCUUCCCAUGUGGUGAAAAAUGACCACGUUAGGAAGUUCUUCAGCACUUCAUCUCCUUCACAGCAACUUCAGAGUUCAAAUUCUGGCAACCCCUCCCUUUAUAAAGUAGGAACUACGCUGGGAACAUCUGGAAGACCUAUAUGUGGCGUGGCUGGCAUUCAGGCUUCUCAGAACCACGUCCAGCACUCGGCUGCUGCUCCGGUUGCACUGCCCCACUGCUCCCACCCCGGAGGCACUGGCUCCUCGUUGGCUUAUCGCACCCCCAUGGACACCUCUUCUUCACCCAUGUUAAUGUCUUCCAGCCCACAGACCCCUCAGACACAGGAGCAAAACGGGAUCUUAGACUGGCUCAGGAAACUGCGCUUGCACAAGUACUACCCUGUCUUCAAACAGCUCACAAUGGAGAAGUUUCUCAGUCUUACUGAAGAAGAUCUGAAUAAGUUUGAGUCCCUCACCAUGGGAGCAAAGAAGAAGCUCAAGACCCAGCUGGAGUUGGAGAAAGAAAAAUCAGAGAAACGGUGCCUAAACCCCACAACACCUUCUGCAGUUACCAGCAGUGGUGUGGCAAGGGUCCCCCCCACCACACAUGUUGGGCCCAUCCAGAGUAUUCGUGGCAACCACGCUGCAGAGCUGCGCGUGGACGUGGAUCAGCCAGCCCACCCACUGCCCCGGGAGGGCAGCUCCUCUGAGUACUCCAGCUCCUCUUCCAGCCCCAUGGGGAUCCAGACACGGGAGGAGAGCUCGGACAGCGCCGAGGAGAACGAGAGACGUUUAGAGAUUCACCUGGACGGUUCAGAAAAGGAGAAGCCGGUGAUGUUACUGAACCAUUUCACUUCCAGCUCUGCCAGACCCACAGCUCAGGUCUUACCAGUGCAGAACGACGCAGGCUCCAAUCCGUCCGGCCACCACACUCUGCCAAUGCAAAUGAUGUCACCUGCCUCUUCUCAUAUCACCCCCAUUCGGAUGCUAAAUUCAGUGCAUAAAUCAGACCGUGGCAAUGCAGACAUGAAGCUACUUUCAUCGUCUAUGCAUUCACUUCUAUCUUUAGAAGAAAGAAAUAAAGUUUCUCCUGGCCCCAGGGGCAGCAUAAAAAUGGAGAAGAGCUUUGGAAAUACAGUGGUGGAUGUAAUGUCUGCAUCUUCUCCCCACCAGCCCCUGCAAGUGCUGUCAGGGGCUGCUGAGAACAGCUCACCCACAUCUACUAUUAACUUUGGUCCUCGAACCAAAGUUGUCCAUGCUUCGACUCUGGACAGAGUGAUUAAAACAGCUCAGCAGCCAGGAUUAAUAGUAGAAACCAGUACUGCUGCCACUGUCACAUCCAGCACAGUCUUCCAUGUGGCUCGUCCACCCAUCAAACUCCUGGUGUCUUCGUCUCUUCCUACUGAUUCUGCCAUGGCCGGACAGACUUCCUGCUCCAGCAAUAUGCAAAUAACGGUGUCCCCUGCAAUAAUCAACCCCCGGACUGCUCUGUACACAGCCAACACCAAAGUGGCCUUUUCUGCGAUGAGCAGCGUGCCGGUGGCGCCGCUGCAAGGCAGCUUCUGCGCCAACAGCAACGCAGCCUCCUCCAGCAGCCACCCCGCCACCUCCUUCGCCUCCAUGGCCAACCUGCCCAGCUGCCCCGCGCCCAGCUCCAGCCCCACGCUCUCCUCCGUCGCCGAGAACAACUUCUACAGCAGCAGCAGCAGCAGUAGCAGCAGCAGCAGCAGCAGCAGUGGAUCCGCAGGGAGCAUCCCGGUUCCAAACCAGAACCAUCACCACCACCACCACCAGCCGCAGCAGCCGCAGCCGCCCGGCUGCAUGGUGUGCAGCUCCUGCGGGUGCAGCGGGAACUGCGGCUCCAGCGGCAUGACCGUCAGCUACGCCAACUAUUUCCAGCACCCCUUUUCAGGGCCUUCCAUGUUUACUUUCCCGUUCCUGCCCUUCAACCCCCUGUGCAGCAACGGCUACAUCAACACGCAGCAGUACAACAGCAGCACCACCUUCCCCGUGGUCCACACCCCCUACAACAGCGGCCUCGCCCCGGACUCUGUCAUGACUGGGCAGUCGACCUUUGCUGUUCCACCAAUGCAGAACUUCAUGGCAGGGACAGCAGGGGUGUACCAGGCACAGGGAAUGAUGGGGAACAGCAACGGUUCCAGUCACAAAAAAAAUGGGAAUCUCUCCUGUUACAACUGUGGGGCCAGUGGUCACAGGGCUCAGGACUGCAAACAGCCUCCGAUGGAUUUCAAUCGACAAGGUACAUUUAGGCUGAAAUAUGCUCCUCCCUCUGAAAGUCUUGACUCCACAGACUGAUACUUUAUCAUCUGGCAAGAAAAUACUGUAAGCCAUGGAGAUAUAAGGAGAUUGAAACACAAAACUGAGACGUCCAGUUGCUGUUAAGCUUAAUGUAUUUUUUAAUCCAAAGGUGCUUUACUUUAUUAGACUAGGUAGAAAAUCUAGCUUAGGGGUGCAUCAGAACCCACUCGUGAUUGCCAAAUUCAAGCUUGGAUCUUCUUGUUGGAACUUCUGACGACGUGUCAUAGGACUGAUGGGUACUGGAUGGAUGGUGGAGCUGGCCAGCUGCAUUUUCUGUUGCAAGUACAACAUCUGAGGGACUUCUUUUGCUGGAGAAUGUUGCCAUGUGUGGACUUUCGAAGGUGGAAUGUCUAACUCCAGGGCAGCUACAUUCUGAAGUGGAAGCUGGAGGCUGAAGGUAGGAGUGGCCAUUCGCCAGAAGGACUUUGGCACCCCUGGGCUAGGUAAAACGUCUACUUUUUUUCAAAAGUGAUCAGGCACUAAUCUCUGGGAUUUUUAAGGAUUGCACUACAGAAGAAUGUAAAACUCUUCAAGCUUUCUGCACUUUGAGCAGACCGUGUCACUCUGAGACCAGUGCAAGAGGCAAAGAAGUUCCAACUUUUAAAAAUUGGCACCAGCAGGCAAUGUGACUUCACUACACAAUAAAAAUCCUAAGUCAGUCUCUCCUUUCCCUCCCAAAAGAACACACACGGCAGUUUUGGUUCCUUCUGGAAACAAAACUUGUGCUUCAUUGUCUCACUUAUUACUAGAUAGUGCUGGGUUCCCAGCAGUGGAAUAAACUUAGUUUCCAAGGGUCCAAGUCCCAGAGACUCCAGAGUCAUAAAGGCUUCAAGGAUAUUUUCCUGUAACACACAAAACAACCUUUACGUCCUGUUACUGUAUAUAGGUCUCUUUCACAGAAACCUCAUUAUUCUGCUUUUGUAAAUGAAUUUUAAACCAUCCUAAAGAGAAAACCCCAACAACUCUGGCAGCAGAGUUUGUAAGCUUUUGCUUUACUUUAUAUAAAAAAACAAACCCCUUUGACUCCUACCCCAAGGCUUUUGAUACAGGAUUCAGAAGUGGUAGAAGUCAAACAUGUAAAAGGUAGUAAACUUCAUUAUUAUCAAGACUUUGAAGGAUUCCUUGUCAGCCUCCUUCAUUGCAAUAGAUUGUAGAUGAGUAGCUUUGGUGUUAACUACUUAGCGUACAUAAUUUGUGGAUGACAAAUCUAAAUUAGGGCUUGAGAGGAAGCCAAACAAACCUUGAACUGCUAAUUUGAAACAGUUUGGUCCUGUCUGGUUGAAAGAAGAUACUAAUCCUCAUGGCUCACCCCAGGAAUCUGACAGCAUUACACGGGUGAGACCUUCUCUUUAAAAUGUCUGACAGAGAGAUAUUUGCAUACUGUAAUUUGGAAGACACCUUUAAAGUCUAAAGCCUUGUUUACACUUGGAGGUAUUUCUUAGACCAGUUUAAACCACACCAGGAUGAGUAGGAUUCGUAGUGGCGCAGUUGACUUUCGCUUGCAAGUGAGGGAAGUCAUAUCCAAGGAGGAGGUUUGGAAGUGGUGCAGAGCUGCCCUGAGGAGAUGGGGCCUUAGCAAUGCAAGGUCAGUGUGAGGGGGUCAUGCAGGGCCUGGACUGUCGAGACCUUUGUGGGCCACCUUCAUAGGAAUGUUCUGGGCCAUCCCUCAGUCCCACUUCUUCAGCGGGGAGGAUCAGUGAGCAUUGCUGGGAAGGUGGUGACCGGAGGGGAUGAGGAACCAGCCUUGGUCCAGGUAGAGAUCUGCAGCUCAGAGCAGAUUGGGCAUCUAAAUUUGUGUUAACCUUUGGUUAAAAAAAUAAUUUUUUUUAUUCCUAUGCAAUGAAAAAAAACCAACCCCAGAGAUCUGAGGUGUGUAGUGUCAGCCCAGCUCACACCACUGCCGCGUUGCCCAGGCUGUGGAAAUGCUCCUGUUUGCUCUGCCUGCCUCGUGAGGAGGCCACCUGUGUUGUACCAACCAACCUCCAGAUCUACAACACUAAAGUGAUGAAAACUGACAAUGCAAUUUACUUUGCCUUAAUGAGCUUGAGACAAUGGUAGGAACAAUCUGUCACACUGCAGCACGCUGAAGGAAACCUGCAGUUUCCAGGGACGAUGUUUACUAUUUACAGCUUUGAGGGUCUCUCCAGUGGCCUGGAACAUGUGCUGAAAGCCAAACCUUAACUUUUUUUUUUCUUCUUCUUCUUUUUUUCACUUUUAUAAAACAAUAUUUUAAAACUGAAUUGUAUUUAAAGAAACUGUGUUUCAACACACAUGCAAGUGUUAAAAACCCUCUCAAAAUAGCAAAAAUCGACAGCAAAAACCCCAGUUAUUUCUGUACCAGCUGCAUUUUGUUUUAAUGCCCAAGGCUGGGCACACAGUCUUGUCUCACGUUCAUCACAGAGUCAAAACCAUCACAAAAAGGACUGUAAAACUGAACUUGUGUCCAGCAAAACUGUUUCAUUCCUUUCUUCAGAGCUUUUUUUGGGAUUGUGUUUCCUUUGUGUAAAGUUAAGGCUGAUGUUUCUUAAAGUGGCUUAUGUGUACUUUUAGGUGACGUUUUUAAAUGGUGAAGUCUGGUUUUAGAGUCAGUUGAAACUGAGAAGUCUUGAGUACCUUUAAAGCAAGACGAGUGUAUCAGAGGAAUGUUUGAGGAGCCAGCAGCAAUCUCAGAGCCUUCUCUACAUCAGAGGGAGUUGUGGCUUCAGACCUGCUAGGGAACGCUAGCGAACGCUGUCCGCUUUGGACCAAGAACAACCAAAGUUGGGAAGUCCACACAGAGCACUUUAGUUCCAUAAAAUAAUCCUUAAUUGGUUUUUAAAAGGCACAAAUCCAUCUUUUUACCCCUGAAAUGUAAGGCAGCUUGUUUUAGAAUAGUAGUUCCAGCUUCACUGGCUGAAAGAAGCAGUUCUUAAAACCUAUUUUUAUACACGGGAAGAUGGAGAUUUCAAAGAAUGCUAUUUAUUCCUAUCUUUGUCCUGAAAGUAUAAAAAGAAUGAGUUCUCAAAAUGGAUUCCACUGUGGAAUAGAGAUGAUAUUUUAAGUGUUAAGACAGAAGGGAAUCCCAAGUCACCUCCCUGCAGGGGCACGGAGAAGGUAACGAUGAGUCUUCCCUCAGGGGAGCGAGCGUCGCGGCUGCCUGAGCGUUGGGGGUGGGAAUAUUCAAAACAGGAUGGAAAUUCCAGCAAACUCCUCCUCGCACUGGCAGUUGGCAAAUGAAGCAUUAGUAAAUACGCCAGGCUGGAUGCUGAACAGCAGGAGAGCAAAGAGGGAAGCCUCAUUUCAGCAAGUGAGGCAUUAUCAGAGUUCUACCCUACUUUUCCUUACAAUACCCUGUCACACUCCACUUUUGUGAAACGUUUUUGUACCACUGUCAUGAGAUCUUGGCAAGUUGAGCAUCAGACUUCCAAAAAUAACGGUUUAACACUAGACCUGUAUCACUCUCAGAAUUCUGUCUCAUGCUGUUCCUCGCUGGCAAGCUGCAGGGUGAAGGUACUCAGAAGUUAAACAUAGUUUGUGGUCUUCAGCAGAGCAACGCUCCUCCCCAAAAUGAAAACGCCAUCACCCGACCCCCCUGCAUAUGGGUUCUUUGUGUGUGUAUUGGAGAUCAUGGACACUUGGGAGCUGUGGAUUCAAGGUGGUCCUAGAGAUGGAUGUGGGCAAAUCUGGCCAGAAAUCCAUGUCACGGAGCAGUUGCAAGAGUCUAGAAAACAAGUUUUGCUGGUUGAGGCCCUGACCACCAGCCCUGCCCCCCCGCCAGCUCUUGUAACAAACCCUUGGAACAACCCAUUUGCUCUCUUCAAUUUUUCUUACAUAAGCAAGAAACGUGUUGGUACUGAAGCAGAAAGCAAAUCCUGUGUGUUUUCAAGUGCAGAUUAACAGCUUCUCUUGGACAUAACUUUCCACUAGGAAUGAAGGAAACUCCUGCUCCCAUUUGAGCCAUUUCUUUUACUUCGGUCAAUUCUAGUAUUACAAAUUGUGCAUGUAACUUUAUAAAUAUUUUAAAUAGUUUUGUAAAUAUUUAAUAUUCAGCUAAUUUGAUUUUGAAUUGUAAAUGUCAAGUAUUCUGGUAUUGGGAUUUUUAUGUUUUAUUAUACUUUGUUAAAAGUAAAAUUGUACAUUUUUAGAAUGUUUUUAUCUGAGUAAAUUUAAUGUAUGGAAAAUAAAGAGUUAAACAGAAUAA